UCCGAAAAUUUCCUUCUCCGAUAUGAUGCACGCUGUAUAUAACGAAAGUUUUAAAAAUCGUCUGCACGAGGUAGUGGAGGAAGACAAUAAAAUAGGAACAGAAGCCAAUAUCAGCUACUUUAUUCAAGUCUCAACCAGCAACGUUGCCACUUUAAGUAGGCUAAUGCGAGUCUUGUAUCACAAAGAUAACUUGUACGCCAUCCACUUUGAUAAGAAAAUAGAAGAUCAACUAGUAACUUGGACUCUAAGAGAGAUAGCAAGGGUCAUCACUAGAGUUUCAGCAGGAACAAACUUGACGUUGCCUUCCAACAUCAUUGUCAUUCCGCGGAAGUAUGUCUCCUACAUGGGUAUAUCCAUGGUGCUCAACACAAUAGCUGGAAUGGAAGCUCUCGCAGAAUCAAGUCAUUGGGAUUUCUUUAUUAAUCUUUCCGGAAGUGACUAUCCCCUUCUAUCACAGUCACAAAUAAGGAGGAUCUUAGGUCACGCCAAGCAAAAGCAUCCACGUCCAAAUUUCAUGUGGAUCGAUGGAAACUCCGAUAAAUGGAGAAAUCGUCUGUCAGACUUGCAUUUUGAUCCCGCUCUCUACGAAGAACUCGACGUUCCUCACAAUCCUGGCGGCUUCGAGUUACUAGAAGCUGUUCCUCCAGGUGCUAAGCACCCAUUAGCAAAUGCUUCCUGGUUUUCAUUUUCAAAAUGUGAAGCAUGGAUGAUCCUUUCCAAUGAACUUGUCGAACAUAUCAUUCGAAGCGUUAUUUCUAAAGAGUUAUUGAUCAAGUUUGCUCAUUCUUUAGCAUCUGAUGAACAUUUCUUCUGUACACUGUUGAAAGCACAACAAGAUAAUUUUCCGCAUAUCAACUCAACAAUGAGAUUCAUAUUGUGGUGGCAUCCCCAACUAGGCAACUCAGGAGCUCGACCGUUCACUUUGGAUGAUAAAUGGUGGCUGAUUGGAAAAGCUUUAAGAUGUUCGGGAGCCUUUUUUGCACGAAAAUUUUCCGAUUCUAAUGCUGAUGUUCUUGAGGCGAUAGAUACUCUCUUUAUCCGAGGUCUCGAUAAAGAUUUUGCCAAGCUGGUAGAACGAAAAUUUUUAGAGAUGAUAAAGAAUUCUUCUGAUAUUCAUUGAUAUUACAUUUCUUUGAUAUCCUCAUCGUUUAAGUUGGAAAUCUCCAGUUCCAACAAGCUUCGUAUAAAGUCUGUUUCAAUAUC
Galdieria sulphuraria is the source of this 1203-nucleotide messenger RNA. Its product is annotated as N-acetylglucosaminyltransferase. Gene Ontology annotation, molecular function: glucuronosyltransferase activity. Lineage: Eukaryota; Rhodophyta; Bangiophyceae; Galdieriales; Galdieriaceae. The transcript is spliced from 2 exons. Gene Ontology annotation, cellular component: membrane. The record is from RefSeq and is a predicted model, not a curated record. Bases 23 to 1120 code for a protein of 365 amino acids.